UUAGUUCACUUAAACAACAUGAGGCACACUUGUCUGUUAAUUUGGGCAGCAUACAUAUUUUUUGUAAAUGCCACCGAAUUAACAUUUGAACUGCCCGAUAACGAGAAACAAUGUUUUUACGAGGACCUAGACGAGGAAGCCAAAUUUGAAAUAGACUUUCAGGUCAUAGCUGGAGGGAACUAUGAUGUUGACUGUUUUGUGACAGAUCCGAUGAAUAAUGUCCUGUAUCAGGAACGAAAGAAGCAAUAUGACAGCUUUUCCCAUACAACAACCAUGAAGGGAGUGUACAAGGUUUGCUUCAGCAACGAGUUCUCAACCUUCUCUCACAAAACUGUUUACCUGGACUUCAGAACUGGAGAGGAGAUACCAUUACUGCCUGACAUGAACAGAGCAACAGCUCUCACACAGAUGGAGUCAGCCUGCAUGUCCAUCCAUGAGAUCCUGAAAGUGGUUGCAGACUCUCAGACUUGGUAUCGUCUUCGGGAGACUCAAGACCGAAUCAGGGCAGAAGACCUAAAUGAGCGUGUUGCCUAUUGGUCCAUUGGAGAGGCCAUCAUCCUAUUUGUUGUUAGUAUUAGCCAGGUGCUUAUGCUUAAAAGUUUCUUCAAUGAGAAGAAAACCUAUGGUGCCACCAGCACAUAGACACUGUUUUCUUGUCUGCCUUAUUCUAUCCUUUAAGAUAAUCAGCUGAUCAGUCUGAUCCCUUUAAAACAAGUAGUAUUGACUGAUGCCUACAACCAACCAAAAAUUACUUCUAUUUCAAACAGAAUGCCUUAAUUGCUGAGCAAUGUAUUAAAUGCUGUGCAAAGGUCAAUAUCUAUUGUAGUAAAUUCAAAUUGGUCUCUGUGUGCACUGCUCUUAAUACUACUGCAGUAAUGGGAGGAUCUACUGCACUUUUGUUCUGCUACAUCCUUUUUGUUGGUUUGUACCACUGAAUUAAUUAAUACUUAGCAUUCAGUGUUGUUCUUUGAUCUUUUUUUUUGUUGUUGUGAAAAACAAAAUCUGCUUUUUUUCACUUUAAAAAAUGUUACUUGUUAAAGGGAUAAUUCACCCAAUAAUGAAAAUUCUCUCAUAAUGAACUUGCCCUCAUACAGUCUCAGAUGUUUGACUUUCUUCUGCUGAACACAAACAAAGAUUUUUAGUGGACUAUUUCAGCUCAAGAGGCACUUUUUAGAUUUAGAUUUUUAGUGGACUAUUUAAGCUCAAGAGGCCCAUACAAUGCAAGUGAAUGGUGACCAGACCGUUCAAUCACCCAAAAUCACAUAAAGGCAGCAUUACAAAGUAAUCCAUGCGACUCCAGUGGUUUCAUCUAUUUCUUCAGAAGUGAUGCAAUCACUUUGGGUGAGAAAGAGAUCAAUAUUUAAAUUCUUUUUUACUGUAUAUUUUUUUCUUUCAGAAUGUGAAAGUGGAGAUAAAUAGUAAAAAAGGAUUUAUAUGAAUUACUUUUAUGCUGCCUUUAUGUGAUUUUUUGGAGCUUGAAAGUCCUGGUCACCAUUCACUUGCAUUGAAUGGGCCUAUAAUAUUCCUCUAAAAAUCUUCGUUUGUGUUCAGCAGAAAGAAAGUCUUACACAUCUGGGAUGGCAUGAGGGUUAGUAGAUGAUGUGAGAAGUUUAGGGUGAACAAUUACUUUAAAUAUUUCACUUGUUAACUUGAAAUACUUAUUUCUUAUUAUACACCUUUAUACAUAUAUAAAACAAAUAAUUUUAUUUUGGUAGUUAAAAAAAUAUGAUGGUGAAUAUACUACUGUGUAGAACAUGUUUUUCAAUGUUGCAAAGCCCCUCUUUGAAUAUUCCUAUAGGAACCACAUUCAAAAGGAAAAAUCCAUGGGAUUAUAUUAAACCAUCUAACCAAAUAAAAAGUGCUCAUUGAAAUUCAUAAUUUACUUCCCAUAUAUAAUUGCAAAGAUUGUGCAACUUUAAGUGCCAACUGCUUGCACGCUAUUACAGAUUUAUCAUGCAUCACUAACUUGAUGUGUAAUUUAAACAUUAUUUUUCUAGACAUCACUAGAUUAUGUUAAUACUUAAUAACCAAUAACUAUGUCUUUAUGCAGUGAGUCAGAUGUAAUGUUUACAGUUCCAAAUAUCUGUUACAGAUUUGACCUUUUCCCAUUUUUCAGCCCAAAAGUGUGAAUGGAAGGUGAAUUGAUUUGUUACAUUCAUUAAUUAUAAUUUGUCGUAAAUACCUUGCUUGGAGUUGUCUAUGUCCUUGCCUCAUUGUAUUAAUUGAAUAAAUAAAAACAAUGUUUUUCUGUAUCAGUUUAAUAUAAUAUAAUCACAGACAAAUCACAAGAAAUCCAUUGUUUGAGAUGCCAACUGGCCAAGCAGAACAGUGCUUGCAUUUUAAUAUCACGUCUUUCAACACCGGAGUGUACAUUGAGAUACAGUAGUUAUUUUUGAGGGGAGAAAACCAGUAAUCUCAUGAAAGAUUAACAUCACUAUUCACCUAUGAAGAAACUGAAAAUGUGAAUGAAUGACACAUUGAUGUUUAUUAUAUCAUGGUAUACCUGUUUUGCACAAUCAAGAGACCCUCAUAAUUGUUGAUUUCUGUCACAUUAGGAUGUGUAAUAUAUUUG
Messenger RNA from Xyrauchen texanus (razorback sucker), 2572 nucleotides. It is a transcript of the gene tmed3, whose product is annotated as transmembrane p24 trafficking protein 3. The record is from RefSeq and is a predicted model, not a curated record. The transcript has 3 exons. Gene Ontology annotation, cellular component: endoplasmic reticulum; endoplasmic reticulum-Golgi intermediate compartment; COPI vesicle coat. The coding region runs from base 19 to 642 and encodes 207 amino acids. Gene Ontology annotation, biological process: Golgi organization; endoplasmic reticulum to Golgi vesicle-mediated transport; intracellular protein transport. Lineage: Eukaryota; Metazoa; Chordata; Actinopteri; Cypriniformes; Catostomidae.